Clunio marinus is the source of this 2885-nucleotide messenger RNA. The record is from the annotation of a GenBank genome assembly. NCBI's taxonomy places the organism in Eukaryota, Metazoa, Arthropoda, Insecta, Diptera, Chironomidae.
GUAAAAGUUCUACCUAUAUACCUACCUUGUUUUAUAAAAAUCAACAAAUGUUUUGGCCAGAGUGGACUGAUAAUAAUUAUUUGGGUUUAAACCUAAGGGAUCUUAAAGUUGAUGAAUCUUACCUUAAUGUUAGUAAUCAAAUCAGUCAGAGGUUUUGCCUCUAUUCAUUAUCGGAAGAUUGUGUCAAUUGCCCAUUGAGGAAAUUAAAACAAAUCAUCCCAAAUGAAGAUACAAUAGUGACACUAGAAGUUGCAAGAAACCUCGAAUUAAGGUUAGUUAAAGAUGUUUGCCAAAACUAUCUUUAUCAAAAUCAGUCAACGGAGGGAUUAAGCUGGAGUGCAAAACCGGAAUUAGGAGAAUUUGGAGUGUACACUCUGAGCAUCAAUAACAUGAUAAAAUUUGAAGUUGAUCUGGAGCCAGUUAAUGUUUAUUUGUCAUUGUUAUAUGUUGGUCUUCUUGUAUCCAUUUUCUACUGGAUCUGCAAAGCUGGCAAUAAAUUCUAUAAAUCUCAAUUUGAAACACCUCAACCGACACAACCUGACAACGAAACAGUAGCAUUGACCACUCAAAGACGACUUAAAAGCUUAGACAUCUUCAGAGGAAUCGCAAUCGUAUUAAUGAUAUUUGUAAAUUCUGGUGGAGGACAAUACUGGUGGAUAGAACACGCUGUUUGGAAUGGACUCCAUUUGGCUGACCUAGUUUUUCCAUGGUUUCUCUUCAUAAUGGGAGUUUGCAUUCCGUUGAGCAUCAGAUCACAAAUAAAUAAGGAAAUAUCGAAGACGAAUAUCGUGAAAAAAGUUAUUAAGCGUUCUUUAACUCUCUUUGUUCUUGGACUAUUUUUGAAUACAACUUCAGGAGCUACAUUUGAAACUAUACGAAUAUUUGGAGUGUUGCAACGUUUUGCUGUCGCUUAUCUUGCCACAAGUUUAAUACAUUUAGCUUUUGUCACUGACACAAUAACAUCUGAAACUAGGUUUCAACAAGUCUUCCACGAUAUCAGAUUGAUUUGGAGGCAAUGGAUUGUAAUCAUUUUGCUUAUUCUAUUACAUCUUGCUGUCAUAUUUAGCUUCAAAGCACCGAAUUGUUCAAGGGGAUACUUUGGACCUGGAGGAAUGCACGAUUAUAAUCAACAUCAGAAUUGCACAGGCGGUGUAAUUGGCUACAUAGAUAGAAUGAUUUUGGGAGAAAAUCAUAUGUACCAACAUGCAAAGAUUCGAUCUGUGUAUGGUGCAUUAGUUUUUGAUCCAGAAGGAGUUUUUGGAUGUCUGCUUACAAUCGUUCAAGUGUUUUUUGGCCUUCAAUGUGGAGUGACAUUGUUAGUCUAUCCCACACCUAAAGACAAAUUGAACCGAUGGAUUUUGUGGAGUAUAAUGUUAGCUUCAAUUACUGCAAUUCUUACCUUUUUUUCUGUUGAAGAUGGAAUAAUUCCUAUUAACAAGAAUCUUUGGUCUCUUUCAUUUGUCACAAUAACAACUUCCCUAGCGUUUCUCCUUUUCAGUGCUAUCUAUUAUUUAGUAGAUGUAAAGAAUAUUGGCGAUGAUUUUUGGAAAAUUUUUCUUUAUCCUGGUAUGAAUGCCAUUGUCUUAUACGUCGGACAUUCAAUUUUCCAUAAAAUGUGGCCAUUCCAUUUCUCUUUUGCAGUAAUGAAUACACACUUUUUAUUUUUAUUGGAAAAUAUUUACACUGUCAUUAUUUGGAUUUUUAUCGCUCGUAAACUUUAUCAUAAGAAAGUUUUCUUAAACAUUUAAACAUUUUUAUUUACAAUUGACAAUUUUACAACCUUUACAAUUUUUUUUACAAUUUAAAUAAAAUAUAAAAUUUAUCAUUAUUAAUUCUACUUAUUUACUCUGUUUAUUUUCAGUCAUUCGUCCCAAUUCGUUUGUGUUUGAAUAUCGAAUUUUCCGAAAUCAUAGAAAUCCGUAAAUGUAGUCUGAGUAUAAUUGCUGUUAGACAUAUACGUUUCGACAAAAUCUGUUUGGGUUUCUGUUGAGUAAAAUUCCAUUUUUGCAUCACUAUCAAAUAGAGAGUCAUCGAAUGCUUCUUCGAUGCUCCAAUUAAUUUUUCUUUUUGUUUGACUAGACGAAGAUGACAAACUGUUUGAAUUUUCCUCUUUAUUCAAAAUUUCUGUAGUUGAAGCUGACGAAUUCAUGAGUUUUGUUAUGUUUGUAAUUGUUUCAGAUGAGGUUGACUUAUCUUGAAUUAAAAGUGAUAAUAUUUGCUUAUCAGAUGGUAUCGGAGCAGGAGUUGUUAUGGAGUUUAAUGAGGAAAGAUGAGAAAAUUCAGGAUGUAAGUUCCUAAUUUCGAGAGACGAAGUUGCUGUUGAAGCUUCUUUAGUUAAUGGUGAAUGAGCAAAAUGUGUUUCUUUCACCACCUUCUCUUUCUUCGAUGACAUCAGUUGUGAAUGUUUUCUCUUAAUAUGAGUUAACAUUGCUUCUUUUGAAUUGAAGGAACUUUUACAACAGCAUGUAAAAAUUUGUCCACAAUUUUUAGAAUGAAGAUUGCGAAGCAUUUCAGUUGAAAAUUUUUUCAAGCAAUUUAAUUUCGAACAUUUAAAUUGUUUUGCGUUGUGUACUUUAAAAUAAUGUUGAACAAGAUGUUUACGAUUUUUGAAAUAUUCAUCUUCAAGUUUCAGGUUUCUUCUGCAGGUUGCUAUAGGACAGUUGAAACGAUACGAUAUGUUUAAUAAUUUUUCCUGGCUAAUUUUUAUGUUGUGAUGUUUGAUAAUGACAUGCUUUUUAAGGCUUUUCUCAGAAGUAAAAAUUUGUUUUCCGCAAGUAGGAAAAUUGCACGUAUAAAGUUUCCCUUGAAUAUCUUCAAUGGUCACAGUCAUGUCAACAAUAAAUUUAUCAUGUUUUUCCAUUUUUAUUAUUAUUUCUAUCACGAAG